AAUUAUUAUAUGAUAUUCUAAAAUGUUUCUAAGAAAAGAUGUUAUAAUUUAAAGUUUAUGUUUUUAAAAGAUAAGAUUUAGGUGAUUUAAUUUAUCUAUGAAAGCCGAUCUAUGAAAGACGCAACGGAUUUUCAUAGAUAUGAUUGGCCUGAAAAAAUGAUCCAAGACAUAGACGGGGGUAAUUUUGUUUGUAUAAAUUGUGUACAUAAUAGCUGUGGAUAAAUUAACAUUUGUAUAAAAUAUUUUGCUCAAGGUGAAGCUGCUCACUUGAAGAUUUAUUGCUUAAAAUGUGUAUUUAAAGAAAAUAUAAUUAUUUUUAAAACAUUGUGUUGUUAUACUACAAGUUGUCGUCAGUAUCACGCCCGUUUUUUAUUUAUUUUUGUUAUAAGUUACGUCAGUUUCUAGUUACCCUGUAAUUUGCGCUGCAAAUUUUUAAAGAACCAAGUGCGUAAAGGAAGCAACUUGAAGCUGUGUAAACUAUUAGUAUUAUUUCGAUAUGACUGGUUCAAAUUGGUGUACACACGAUAUAUUACCUACCGACGAAAUACUACUUCAUAAGUCGAUAUUAGAUACAUCUAGUCCUAGCGACGAUGUAUGGAAGAAGUUUCUUACACCCCCUAGCUCUCCUCAAAGUAUUGGAGAGUCUUCAGAGAGCGAAGAAACUACUGAUUCAUUUGACACUUGCGCACGACUUCAAUACGUUUGCGAUAACCUAGAUAUAGGUUUAGAAUUAACAACUCGUUGCACAAAUUCUUUUAAUUUAGGCUUGAAACUGAUAUCUGAUUGUAUGUGGUCAGGAGUUCUACCUGAUUUAUCUAAGAUUCAAUCGAAAGAAAAAUUCAUGUGCACGAGAAAGUUGACUUUAGAUGCAGAAGACCUAUAUCCUUCACCUUGUCCUAGUCCGCUUUCAAACAUGAACAGUUCAACUAGUGUUCCCGACUGUCCUUCAACAAGCGAAUGUGUGGAUCCAACCGCUGUCUUUCCUUUAACGAGCAAUAAUGAAUUCUUGUUUUGUCCUACGGAUACAGAUGAAGAAAUAGACGUUGUAACCAUAGAUUCAAAGCCAAUUAACAUAGUUGGUUUGAAACGUCAAAGUUCUACGUCGAUUGUUUACACAAAAAUUCAAACGACUUCUGUUUUAAAAAGGACUAGAAGCUCUCCAGCUAAAUUACGUAGUGACCGGCUCAUGCGUAAAUCAGCGUUAAUUGAUGAUUUAGAUCCUACUUCACGUCGUGCAUCUCACAAUGUCCUUGAGAGAAAACGAAGAAUUGAUUUAAAAAGAAGCUUCGAAAAACUAAGAGAGUGUGUUCCUAAUCUUGAACGUGAAGAGAAGGCUCCUAAAGUAGUCGUUUUGAAAAAAGCCUUAAUGUAUAUAUUAGCUUUAAAAACAGAAGAAAAAGAGUUGACAGAACAAAAGCGGACUUUGCAAAAAGAAAACGAAGAAUUAAAUUCUAAGCUUAAAAAAAUACUUUUUAAAUAAUUUUUUUUAUUUUUGAAAUUCAUAAAAAAGAAAUGUAUAUAUUUUAUAAUGCGACACUUGAGCAUGCUGUACAUCUUUAGCAUGUUUGUCGAUAAACGAUUCUUAAACACUUUAAAUCCUCAGGUGUUAAAGUUGGUGGUAUAAUUGUCGUAAAUAACACCUGUUCUUCGAUAUUAGCGGUUGCGUGCGAGCACUGCAACUUUACAGUUGUUUGUAUAAUAAAAAAGAAUAAUUUAUUUUA
Messenger RNA from Hydra vulgaris (swiftwater hydra), 1721 nucleotides. RefSeq names its product myc proto-oncogene protein 2 (gene myc2). Gene Ontology annotation, molecular function: protein dimerization activity; DNA-binding transcription factor activity, RNA polymerase II-specific; RNA polymerase II cis-regulatory region sequence-specific DNA binding. Lineage: Eukaryota; Metazoa; Cnidaria; Hydrozoa; Anthoathecata; Hydridae. The record is from RefSeq and is a predicted model, not a curated record. Gene Ontology annotation, biological process: regulation of transcription by RNA polymerase II.